AUAGGGGUGCCCUGUGGGGCACAUGACUAUGUCCUAGCUUUUGCAGUGAUGUUAAAGGUGCUCCCGGUGAAGCUGGGUGUUCCUUCACCGAGUGUUCAAAAAAGAGUAUGGCAGCCACUCGCUCAACCCUCACAGGACGGCAUUGCCUAGGUUCCCUUGUCCUGUGGCGAGGAUUCUCCAAGCCGUCUCACCACAUGGGCCGGCUCAGAAACGCCAGGAUCCACGUGGAGAGAGCUGUCAAGCAGAAGAAGAUCUUUAUGAUCCAAGGUCGCUACCCAGUGAUACGGUGCCUCUUGCGCCGGAGAGGCUGGGUGGAGAAGAAGAUGGUCCAUCACUCGGGCACCACCCUGCCACCACCCCAGAAGGAUCUGGAUAGCUCAGUAAUGGGUGAUAGUGACACUACAGAAGAUGAGGACGAAGAUGAGGACGAGGCAUUUCAGCUACCGCAGCUGUUUGACUUUGAUGAUUUACUGGAAUUUGAUGACCUGGAUGGGACACAUGCUCUGAUGUCCCGCAUGGUUCGGAAUGAGAUCCCCUAUUUCAUCUGGACCACUCGGCGGGAUGUGUUGGAUUGUCGCUUUCUCUCCAAGGAUCAAAUGAUAAACCACUAUGCCCGGGCUGGCUCCUUUACUACAAAGGUGGGUCUAUGUCUCAAUCUCCGGAAUUUGCCAUGGUUUGAUGAGGCUGAUGCUGACUCCUUCUUUCCACGCUGCUACCGUCUGGGGGCUGAGGAUGACAAAAAGGCCUUCAUAGAGGACUUCUGGCUGACAGCUGCCCGCAGCGUUCUCAAGCUGGUGGUAAAGUCCGAAUGGAAGUCAUACUCCAUCCAGUCAGAAGAGGAAGAGGUCCCAGGAGACAAGCAGCCCAGGAAACAGGAGAAGAAGCCAGUAACGGUGUCGCCAGAGUUUGUGGAUGAAGCUCUGUGCGCCUGUGAGGAGCACCUUAGCAGCCUGGCUCACGUGGACAUCGACAAGGACCUGGGGGCGCCACUGUGCCUCAGCCCUGAGGGCUGGUCCCUCUUUCUUCAGCGCUACUACCAGGUGAUCCAUGAGGGGGCGGAACUCAGGCACCUCGACACUCAGGUCCAGCGCUGUGAGGACAUCCUGGAGCAGCUGCGGGCUGUAGUGCCCCAGAUGGACAUGGAAGGAGAUCGCAACAUCUGGAUCGUGAAGCCGGGAGCCAAGUCCCGAGGACGAGGCAUCAUGUGUAUGGACCACCUGGAGGAGAUGCUAAAGCUAGUAGAUGGCAACCCCAUGGUGAUGAAAGACGGCAAGUGGGUGGUACAGAAGUAUAUUGAGCGGCCUCUGCUUAUCUUUGGCACCAAAUUUGACCUGAGACAGUGGUUCCUGGUGACUGACUGGAACCCGCUUACCGUGUGGUUCUACCGUGACAGCUACAUCCGCUUCUCCACACAACCCUUCUCCCUGAAGAACCUUGACAACUCAGUACACCUGUGCAACAACUCCAUUCAGAAGCACUUGGAGAAUUCAUGCCACCGGCACCCACUGCUGCCCUCAGAUAACAUGUGGUCGAGCCAGAAGUUCCAGGCGCACCUGCAGGAGAUGGGGGCCCCGGAUGCCUGGUCCACUGUCAUCGUACCCGGCAUGAAGGCUGCCGUGAUCCAUGCCCUGCAGACCUCCCAGGACACUGUGCAGUGUCGGAAGGCCAGCUUUGAGCUCUACGGUGCUGACUUUGUGUUUGGUGAGGACUUCCAGCCCUGGCUGAUUGAGAUCAAUGCCAGCCCCACCAUGGCCCCCUCCACUGCUGUCACUGCCCGGCUCUGUGCAGGCGUGCAAGCCGACACCCUGCGUGUGGUCAUCGACCGGCGGCUAGACCGCAACUGUGACACGGGAGCCUUCGAACUCAUCUACAAACAGCCUGCCGUGGAGGUACCCCAAUAUGUGGGUAUCCGGCUCCUAGUAGAGGGCUCCACCAUCAAGAAGCCCCUGGCAAUGUGUCACCAGCGGAUGGGGGUCCACCCAGCACUCCCUCACCUGCUGACCCAACGAGGCUCUGGGGAAGGGAAGGACUCGAGGCCCUUUACCCACAGGUCAGCUACUAGAAAAGUUGCUGGGCCUAGGAGCCUGGAGCACACUGAGAAGCCAGACUCCACUGCUACCACCUCGACCCCCGGAAAGGGGAAGAAAGGCAAGGCAAAAAGUGCCACAGCCCUGGUCCACCCCAGUCUCCGGAAGUGGGAACCCCCCAGCACCAGGAUGGGCUGCAUUUUCACUAUGACCUUUGCUAGUGGGGACAGGCAGCCCCACCCCUUGAACAGAUUGCCACUGAGUCUGAAGAACCCCCAGACCCUGACCCCUCCCCACGUCCCCAGUCUCCACACCAAGGCCCGGCUGCCUUCUCCCCAUGUGCUCCGAUCCCAGGGGGGGGUCCUCAGACUGCAGCACAGCAAGCUGGUGGGCUCUAAGGCCCUGUCGACCACAGGCAAGGCCUUGAUGACUCUCCCUACUGCCAAGGUUUUGAUUUCCUUCCCAUCUAACCCUGAGCUCAAGUUGGCAUCCAGCGUCCUGAAACCAAGAAAGGUGGGCCUUGAGCUGUAACUUGCACCCUGGUGGGCAGUGCCUGAUCCUGGGCUCUGGGGUCAGGGUUGGAGGGCACAGGUCAGGGCAGGUCCUGGGCUGGCUGGAGCCCCAGGGGAAGGGUUUUUUCCCUCAGAACCCCCUUCCUGAACAGAUUUCCUGAUCAUAUCUCCCCCCUGCUCCCUCCCA
This is a messenger RNA of Canis lupus familiaris (dog), 2726 nucleotides long. RefSeq names its product tubulin tyrosine ligase like 3 (gene TTLL3). Gene Ontology annotation, biological process: protein modification process; cilium movement; cilium assembly. Gene Ontology annotation, cellular component: cilium. Bases 108 to 2558 code for a protein of 816 amino acids. The record is from RefSeq and is a predicted model, not a curated record. The transcript has 13 exons. Lineage: Eukaryota; Metazoa; Chordata; Mammalia; Carnivora; Canidae.